Messenger RNA from Mandrillus leucophaeus (drill), 5780 nucleotides. Its product is annotated as zinc finger protein 64 homolog, isoforms 3 and 4-like. Bases 1852 to 2631 code for a protein of 259 amino acids. The record is from RefSeq and is a predicted model, not a curated record. Gene Ontology annotation, cellular component: nucleus. The transcript has a single exon. Lineage: Eukaryota; Metazoa; Chordata; Mammalia; Primates; Cercopithecidae. Gene Ontology annotation, molecular function: DNA-binding transcription factor activity, RNA polymerase II-specific; RNA polymerase II transcription regulatory region sequence-specific DNA binding. Gene Ontology annotation, biological process: regulation of transcription by RNA polymerase II.
CUAUACAGUGAGUCUUUGUUUUGUUUUGUUUUGUUUCCUUUGCCAUAUCAGAGAAUUAAUUUGCCUGAGAGAGUGUCUUUAAGAAAAUAACGGGAGCACGGAAAACCCUUAGCACUUUGCCUGAGCAGUGAAAGAAAGAUUGAGCUGUGGGUCACAGAAAUGUCCUUAAAAUGAAACAGACUGCUGAUGUCUAAAUUGCUUUUCUGUGAUGGAACUGCUUGUACUCUAUAUCCUGUUCAUAAUGCAGAUCAAAUAAGAUUAUACUAUUAUUUUUCUUUUGCCGUAGCUCAGGACAGUGGUGAGUUUCAGACUCCUCUAGGUAAGGCCCAGCUUGGCGUAGGGGUUGUGUGUGCACCUGACCUGGGAAUGGGCUUUAUAUUUCUCUCGUGUGCACUCUUCUGUGAGCUGAGGUUCAAAGGCUAACGGCGAGCUUGGCGCUGAGGAGGCCGUGCACGGUGCACUUGGUUGUGUUGGGCUCUGCUGAACACCUCUCCAGACCCUCCGAGGACAGUCCACUCCUGGGCCCUGCCCUGCAGGAGCCAAGCAAGAGCUGAGGCAGCCACUUUUGCAUUUGCAUUCUUUGUGGAAAGAGAGCAAACACGCUACAGUUCUCAUAUAUGCCACUGACUCCAGCCUGGCAGCUUCUAAAAGAGAAGCUCAGCGGAGUUUGUUAACAUGGCCUCACCACUCCUCGUGGCCCCUCUGGACAGCCAGGAGGGUUGGUGGUAGCAUAGCCUCACCGCAAAGGAUGGAGAAACUGAGCCACAGAGAGGCCCAGGCUAGGGUAUCCAGCUCCAGCCUGACAAGGUGAUGGAGAUGGGACCAGCAUCCGCCCUUCCAGAAUCUACCUAAAUUGCCUGUAGAGACCACUCAAAUAAUGAACCAGUAUGUCCUGAGUGCUUACCAUGUGCUGACUACUCUACCAAGCACUGCAGAGAAUGCAGAGGAAAUGUAAGAUACGGUUCUGCCCUCUGAGAAUUUCCAAUCCAGUUGGAUUAUUAUCCUGUCUCCAGCAUAAUCAUGUAUUAAUAAUGUCUUUGAGCUCCAGAUAGCAGUUGUCUCCCUCCUUCCUCCCUUCCUCAUUAGCAGAUGGGCCGUUGGGUGGGCUUCCUUCUCCUCCCAUGCCCCUGCCAUAGUCCUCAGCUUCCUUUCCUGACAAAGAGCCAGUCCUGCAGGGAGAUAUGUUUUACGAGUACAUAGAUAUGUACACACGCACACACUCACACAGAGAUACACACACAGGCCUUCUCAUCCUAACAACCCCUUAAUAAGCACGAUUCUGACCCCUGUGACUUUCUGUUUGCUGGAGGUAGCGCUCCCCCUAUAAGCUGUUCUUUAAAACCUCUUAGCCUUUCUGCGUGUGCUUGGUGUGGUGCAUGAAAAGUCGAUUCUUUGUGUUGCUCCCAUCUAGAGGGGAGGUCAGGAGGUUUAGACCUCUGCGCUGUCUGGUCGGGAGUGGGGAGGGCUCCGAGGGGCCGGGCGGGGGCUGGAGGGGAGCACCAGCAAAUUGAUUCCUGGCACUUUCUCUGCUCCCCUUGGUGAGGGCUGGCCUUGCCUGUAUCGGCCGGGAGACCCAGAAUAGGCUGAGCGGAACUCGCCAGGGCUGCUUGUCAGCGGGGACUGCUCUGUCAGCAGGGAGAGCCAAAAAGGGCCGUUCCACCCCUGAGAGGCGGCAAGGGCUGGGCUGGGCUGGGCAGGUCAGGCCUCAGACACUGGCGGGUGGUGUGAGGGAAGGCUGGUGAGGCGGGGAGAAGCGCGGCUGCCUCCGAACCUCUCCGGCUGAACCUGCCUUGCGUUGCUUCCCCCGGCAGGUGCCCAUUCUGCAUUUAUUCCACCAACCGCCCCGCUGCCAUGGAGUGCCACCUCAAGACCCACUACAAGAUGGAGUACAAGUGCCGGAUCUGCCAGACGGUGAAGGCCAACCAGCUGGAGCUGGAGACGCACACCCGGGAGCACCGCCUGGGCAACCACUACAAGUGCGACCAGUGCGGCUACCUGUCCAAGACCGCCAACAAGCUCAUCGAGCACGUGCGCGUCCACACCGGGGAGCGGCCCUUCCACUGUGACCAGUGCAGCUACAGCUGCAAGCGCAAGGACAAUCUCAACCUGCACAAGAAGCUGAAGCACGCCCCACGCCAGACCUUCAGCUGCGAAGAGUGCCUGUUCAAGACCACACACCCUUUCGUCUUCAGCCGCCACGUCAAGAAGCACCAGAGUGGGGACUGCCCCGAGGAGGACAAGAAGGGCCUGUGUCCAGCCCCCAAGGAACCGGCCGGCCCGGGGGCCCCGCUCCUGGUGGUCGGGAGCUCCCGGAAUCUCCUGUCUCCCCUGUCGGUUAUGUCCGCUUCCCAGGCUCUGCAGACCGUGGCCCUGACAGCAGCCCACGGCAGCAGCUCAGAGCCCAACCUGGCACUCAAGGCUUUGGCCUUCAACGGCUCCCCUUUGCGCUUUGACAAGUACCGGAACUCAGAUUUUGCCCAUCUCAUUCCCUUGACAAUGUUAUACCCCAAGAACCACUUGGAUCUCACAUUCCACCCUCCCCGACCUCAGACUGCGCCUCCCAGCAUCCCCUCACCCAAACACUCCUUCCUCGCCUAUCUGGGACUGAGAGAAAGAGCAGAGACUGUCUGAGGGCAGCCAUGUUCUGUACCAAAAACAAAGAGACAAAAGACAAAAAAAAAACCCACAAAACUUAAACACAACCCCAGCAGGUGUAUGUUGCUGCAAAACCUACAGACCCCCAUGGGUCUGAAACAUGUGUACUGUAUAUCUUUAGUAAGGAAUAGAGAAUUGGCUCUGUGUGUAUACCUAUUGCAUUGACCUGAAAGCUGCUUUAUCCAAUCUUCAGAGAGGUGACCUACUGCAUACUUCUACCUUCAGAGGCAUGCCUCCCCAGCCACCCACUCCCACUCUCAGCCCUUCUCCGUACUUUUCUCUGAAAGGAAUCUUGUCUUGUUAAACCCUAAAGAGAGUGUCCUUAAUAGCAAUCAGCACUUGUAAGCUUAUAUAUUGGUGCAUUUGGUUUUCUGUUGGGUGAAUGUGGUGUGUGGGCGUUUGUGGAUUCUGAAAGAGAAAGCCGUGUGUCGUGUGCCAUGACAUUUCUAUUGCACAUUCUUUGUACUGGCUUCUUUAACAGCGAUGAACGUUCUUUUCCCUCCUGGGUUGUUCAUCCACGACAGUCUCUCCCUGUGCUCCUUCAUCACCUUUCCCUCUCUCUUUGACGGCUACAGAGUGGUAGGGCCUGGUGCUUAGUCGAUGAAGGAAUGGUAGACAUCUACAGUGCUGCUGGAGAUUUCCACCAGAGCGCUGGAGACCUUGUACUCAGAUCUUCUCUGGCGAUGAAGAGGCGAGGAAUCGAGUGACUGAUCUGGAAGAAAUAUCUUGCAGCACUGCAGCAAACAUCACAGAACUUAAGUGUGUUUUGUGUGUGUGCCCACACAUAGACAAAUGUGUACGGUGCACACACACAGUGCAUCAUUUUUUAAGGGCAGAUUAUAUAUAUAUAUAUGAUGUAUUAAUUCAGUGGUUACCAUUUGUUUGCAGGAAAAAGAAAUGUAUGAGUGAAAAAAAUUUAUGGUUGAUAAAUCCAGCCAAGGAGAUUAAAAGGGGUUUGGAUAAAUUCUGGGUAUAAAUGCUCAGACUAAAAAAAAGAAACGGCAGUUUUGCACAGUGCUGUGGUCUUGCACUAGUUUUUGUUUCUCAUCUGAAAAAAGUAGAAAGGAAGAAAAUGUACCUUUUUUUUACGGAAUGAGUAGACUGUAUGUUUGAAGAUUUAGCCACAACCUCUUUGACAUAUAAUGACGCAACAAAAAGGUGCUGUUUAGUCCUAUGGUUCAGUUUAUGCCCCUGACAAGUUUCCAUUGCGUUUUGCCGGUCUUCUGGCUAUAUCGCGGUAUCCUCCAUGUUAUUAGUAAUUCUGUAUUCCAUUUUGUUAACGCCUGGUAGAUGUAACCUGCUAGGAGGCUAACUUUAUACUUAUUUAAAAGCUCUUAUUUUGUGGUCAUUAAAAUGGCAAUUUAUGUGCAGCACUUUAUUGCAGCAGGAAGCAGGUGUGGGUUGGUUGUAAAGCCCUUUGCUAAUCUUAAAAAGUAAUGGGUGAUUUAAAAAGAAAAAAGGAAAAAAUCUUUGGCUGAGUAUGUUCAUUGCUUGUAUUUUUAAAACAACAGAAUUUCCAGUAUGAAACAGGCUGAAAGAGCAGGAAGAAAUGUUCUUUGUAUAAUAAUGGGAAGUUUGGAAUAUAAAAGUUUAUAUAUUUAAUUUAUCUAUUGGAGAACUGGUGUACAGGAGGAACACUUUCUUACUGUGUUGCUGUUUUCCAUCAUGUGUUAUCCUAAGAGUUGGGGUUUUUAAAAAUCUGUUUCACCAGGGGAAAAUAAAAGCAUCCCUAAUGUUCUUCCUCUAGUCAGUUUGCCUUGCUGAAAGCUCCCUGGGAAUUAGUACAGUUCUCCAGGAAGCCCGAAGACUGUACUGUCUGUCCACACCAUGGUCUCCUCAGUCCCCUCCAUGCCAGCCCCUCUCCCCCACACCCAGCAGGUAUGCUACACCUCCCUUUGCCAGUCAUCCCGCCAUGGAUGGGGAGCCUGCUCGGUGCCCUGGCAAAUCUGUUUACACUAAGGAGAUGCCCACAGGGACAGGGAGGCCAAACCAGCUAGGGCGGGAAGCUCCCAAACCCUCAGUCAUUCUCCAGCAGAGACCUUUGCUCUCGGCCGGGUUUGAAACGAUGUUCAACCUCGCCACAUCAAUGUCUCAAUAAAAGACACUAUAGAUAGUUAUGGACAAUACACUCCAAGAAUACUGGGCUUAUGGGUGGGUUGGGUUGUUUUGUUUUCGAGUCAUGUCUUUAUCCCCAUAUAAUGGAGAAUGUGCCACUUGGCUAAUAAUGUGUUUUCAAAAUUACAAGUUCAGUGAUGACAGGAAAGAGGGCUAAACUGAUCCCACAGAGGCUGGUAGAAAAGGUGAAUCACACUCAAGCACCAGCGGGUUAAAACCCUGAAAGGGUGGCCCUGACAAUUCGGACUAUAGGUUUUACAGCAUGCCACUUGUGCAAUAGGAGGUCUUAGGAUUGAAACUUUCAAGAACAAGAGGGGGUGAAAGAAGGAGACGUUUACUGCUCAAAUGCCAUGCAUUUCACUGCUUGCCACUGAACUUGUAUUUGAAUGACUUAGUCAUGCUUAAUAUAAUUGGGCAACUUUUUUAGCACUUUGGAAAGAGUCAUCAAUCUUUCUGGUAAAUUAUAAAAGUUUUCUGAGUGAGAAAAGGUGUGUUUGGAGUUUGUUUGACUUUUUAUAUUAUUAUUGUUAUUAAUAAAGAAAAAAAAUCUACAGCAUUUUUCAGACUCCACCCUAGAAAAUAUGUACCCCUGAAUUUGGUUUGCAGUUUGAUACUCAGGGAAGGAUGUAUUCCAUAGAUAUCCUUUCCGUGUAAAACACUAACAUCUUUGAGAAAUUCACCUACCAACUAACUUCAAUUGUUGUCACUAUGCAUUCUUCAAUGAAAACUAGCUUAUUUUUCCAUAUAGUAAUGCAGUUAGGGUUCUCAGCACUUUCUUUCUUCUAUCCUUUUUUUAACUCUUCAUAUUAUGUUCAGAUGAUCAUACUGUCAAGGUUUGUGUACAUUACUGAAAAUUUGUAUUGUAUAAAGCUUUUUGCAUUACAAGGCUGUACAGGGUCAUUUUGACAGUAACUGGUAUAUUCCUUUGCAUCUUAUGUUGCAUUGCCAAUUUCUAGUGUAUCCAGUUUGAAAGUAUAAUAUACUCUAAUUAAAAAAACAAGUUGGCUAUA